AAAGAUAGGAUUUAAGGUGGUUGUUUUGUGUUUAGCGCUACGUAAGGUGUUUUCUGGUAUUUGAUUUAAAUAAUGACUACAGCAGGAAGACCAACAUGGGAUACUGCUAAAGGUGGUAGAGGAAAAUGGGAAGGUGAUUUAAGCGCCUUAUCAAAACAGUACUCUGUUCGUGACUUACCGGCACAUACGAAGUUAAAACUGCGUCAAGAAGGCCAAGGGAGACCUGAAGAUGUUCAAGGCAAAGAUUUUAAACGUGCUUUGGAAGAGAAAGAGAAACGAUUGGCUCAAGAAAAAUCCGGUAAAACAUCAACAAAUGCUGUCAGUCAGCAGUCAGCAAUUACUAGUGCUAAACGACCUAGUUCUGCUGCUAUAAUGCCAUCAAUGGAUAGUAAUACUAUUGGCAGUAUAAAGCGUCUCCGACCUGAAACAACAACUAAUGUACCAACAAGUAAUUUAGACGCUGAUGAUCCAUGGGAUGAAGACUAUGAUGAAGAUCAAGACGAUGUAGUUGUUAAUAAGAAAACAACAAAGAAUAAAGUUAAAAAUCUCUCUGAAGUUAACUACGAUCAAGAUGCUGAUGGUGAUGGUAAUAAUAAAGCCAAUGAUGAUGAUGACGAUAACGAUGACACAGAUGAAGAUGACGAUGACGAGGAGGAAGACGAAGAAAUGCUUUUAGCGGAAUUAGCCAAAAUAAAACGUGAAAGAGCUGAAGAGGCGGCUCGUCUAGCUGCUGAAAGGAAAGCAGCUGAAGAAACUAUACGUAUGGAAAAUAUUCUUAAAGGAAAUCCUCUUUUAAAUUCGGCUAAUUCAACAGAAUUCAAAGUGAAACGAAGAUGGGAUGAUGAUGUUGUAUUUAAAAAUUGUGCACGAGGUGAAGUCGACCAUGUGAAACGAGGUUUUAUCAAUGAUACACUACGUUCUGAAUUUCAUAAGAAAUUUAUGAAAAAAUACAUUCAGUAGUAACACUAAUAAUAAUAACGAUAAUGAACAUUUAUAUACAAUAUUAUUUAUGGAAUAACUGAAGCCCUGACUACUACUCUGUAAAUAAAAUCAAUGAAUUAUUUUCAUCACUUAUUUGUGUUUCUUUGUUUUGAGUGUGUGUGUGGGGGGCACGUUUGUAUUUGCACAGAUUGUAUAGUUGUGUGAACCAGUUUAAUAACAUACAGUAAUGAUUUAUGCAUAUGAAUUAUGCAUUCGAUACAAAACUGUAGAAGAAAAGCUUUUCUUAGUUGAAGUUCUCUGAAAUGACUGUUACUUUGACUGACUGAGUUGCAGGUGUUCCCAGCGUGUGUAUCUGUGUGUGUGUUGUGACUAUAUAUUCUAUGUGAAUCGUAAGCAUUAUAUAUAUAGUGUAACUUGAAGUCAUGUAUGCGCUAAAUACUUUGUGAACUAUUUGAUUAUUUAUUUGUCAAGUCGAAAUAAAAAGAGAGAGAGUGUGUUGUGUGUGAGUAUGACCUCGUGUAUUGACCUCAAAACCCAUUUGUACUAAGAGUUUCACUUUGAUGAUAAUUGCGAGACGGCAGGUAAUCCUUCUUUUUGUCUAUGUGAUUAAACGCACUGAUCUCACCAACAACAACGAAAAGAAAUUUUAAGAUUCCAUGCAGAGAAACAGUUACAAGUAUCGUCCAUUUGAUGAAAAUUGUUCAAGUGUGAUGAUAAGUAAGUAUUCAUAAUUUUAAUCCUACUCUUGUGUGUAUUCAACAAUAAUUCUUUAUCGGUUAUUGAUUCGUUUAUAUGGCAAUGUACAUAUAUUGGGGUUGAUAUAGUAUGCUUUUACUGGAUGUCAUUAUGUGAACAUUAAAAGUGUUUUUCU
Messenger RNA from Trichobilharzia szidati, 1813 nucleotides. The record is from the annotation of a GenBank genome assembly. Lineage: Eukaryota; Metazoa; Platyhelminthes; Trematoda; Strigeidida; Schistosomatidae.